CCCAAUCUGUGGUUCCAUAUUUGUCGAUCCUCGCGUUAGGGUUUACCCACCACGGCGUUGCUGUUGGUUUACCUCCUGAUGAAGCAAUGCGUCAUGGUUGGAGGGUUCGGUGAUACUGGGAGGCUUCGUUUGACGACCCCCCGCGCGCCAUUUUAGAGCCGUGCCAUUCUUAUUAUUUCGAAGUUUGAUACUGUAAUGUGGUGUAUGGGCGAAACUGUACAAAAGGUGCCUUUGCGUUGUUGUGCAUCUGCAUGAUUUUUAUAGGCUAAUGGUCCAUUAGUCCAUAUGACUGAACAGAGGUGCCUUUGUGUUGUUGGGCAUCUUCUUGAUUUUUAUAUGGUGAUGGUCCAUUAGUCCAUAUGUGAUGUACAGGCAAAACUGUACAAGCGGUGCCUUUGCUUUGUUGUGCAUCUGCAUGAUUUUUAUGAAAUUGAUGGGAAAUAUUUCUUAGGCUAUCAUCAGUGAAGCAUGCAGCACAAGAAACAGCUGUUUGUUGCUUGGUUCAUGUACAGACUGGUUGUGCUGUUAGUAUCUCAGUGACAUGUGCACAGUGCGCAAUGUCCUUUCAUGUUGUUGUGGAAUGCCAACUGGAUAAUAAAUUGCAUGGGAGUACCAAGGUUGUUGCUUGCACAUACUAGUAGGGAUCCUGUUAUGUUAAAAUGCCUGUGCAAAUUACAUUUUUUUUGGGGUUCGUAGCAUCUUAGCAUUUCCUUGUUCUAGGAAGAGAGAAGCAUUUCGUUGUAUUGCCCAAACCUUUAUCUAUUUCAGAAAACAUCUAAUCAGUAAAACUUUAUUUACUAGCUGCAUCAUGUUCGUUUCAUAAAAAAAGCCCACCAUUCAAAAACAGGGAGGCAUUAUCUUUGCAAUAUGUUAUAUCAAAAUGUUUUCAUGUUUGUUUCAAAUGCCUUGUAGUUCCAUUUUGUAAGACGACACAACUGGAUCUUUUUCAACUUUUGUUGAAUUAUUCAUAUAUAUCAUUUUUUUAUGCAGGUUUUCAGCAUGAUUUAUCAUGUUCGUAGCUUUGAGUUACUGAAGGCAUGUAUUGAAGACAUACUCUCUACAAUAAAACCAGGGGAAGAUGAUCGAAAGAAACGAUUGUGUGCAAUUCAGGAGCUAGCGGAUUCCAUUUACUCAGUUGGGGCCUUGAGAGGUGCUGCUGUCAAACCUUUUGGAUCCUUCAUAUCAAACCUUUAUGCAAAGUCAGGUGAUUUGGAUGUUUCAGUUGAUCUCUGGAGCAGCUCAAGAAUCCCUAUAAGCAAGCAAAAGAAGCAAAAUGACUUGAGAGAACUGAAGAGAGCUUUACAAAUUAGAGGUGUUGCUAGAUAUAUGGAGUUCAUUCCUAAUGCGAGGGUUCCUAUAAUUCAGUACAUGAGCAACCAAUUUGACAUUUCCUGUGAUAUAUCAAUUAACUACUACCCUGGUCGGAUGAAAUCCAGAAUCUUCUACUGGAUCAAUACCAUAGAUGAGCGCUUUGGUGAUAUGGUUCUAUUGGUCAAGGAAUGGGCAAAAGCUCAAAAUAUUAACGACCCAAAAAAUGGAACCCUGAACUCAUAUUCGCUGUGCCUACUUGUCAUUUUUUAUUUUCAGAGAUGUGAGCCUGCAAUUUUGCCACCUCUGAAGGAGAUUUAUGAUGGGGAUGUUGCAAAAGAAAUGGUGUUUUAUGAUGAGAAAUAUGUUGAUGAGGUUUGUGCGGCAAAUAUAGCAAGGUUUCUACGCCAGAACAUGGGACAAAGAAAUCAGACCUCUCUUUCAUGUCUGUUUACAUCCUUUUUCCAUGAGGACAACCCAAGGUGGAUGGCCAAAUCAUACAGCUUGUUUGUCGAAGAUCCAUUUGAGAGACCUGAUAAUGCCGCUAGAACAGUUGAUGCGGAGGAGAUGGAACGUAUUGGGCGUGCUUUCAAUCAUAUGAGCAGUAGGUUUGUUGGUGGUGCACUCAAUGACCGGGAUGAAUUGGUGUCACUGCUGUGUACACCUGCUGUUGGAUCUAGUCUUGGGGGAGUCAGGGCCAACCGCUGCACAAAUACUCCGCCAAGUCAGCUGUAUUCACCUGCGCCAGCUAAUCUAUAUGACAAUCAACAUCGCCAGCAAGCCAGAGGUUCUACGGGAAGCAGAUCAGGCUCACAGUCACAGGGGUAUGCUACAGGACGCCAGAUGGCACGGCCUGACCUGUAUCAUAAACAAUCGCAAGCCUAUAAUGCAGAGGGCAUGACAGCAGGACAGUUUCAGAAUGUCCAUCGUCCAGAGGCUUAUACUGCAGGGCUUCAAACAGCAGUACCGCUCCAGUACAAUGAUUAUGCACGGUCGCAUGCAUCAGGGAGCCGAACAGUAGGCCGAUACCAGAACCAGCAGCAGAGAAGGGAGUACUCGCCAUACCAGCAUGCUGGCACUACAAGGCACGAGCCUGCAGGUGGACGCUGGUUCCACGAUGCACCAGCACGGGACUCUGGGUAUCAAGCCUCCUCCAGCAAUACAUGGCCAUGGUAACAGCCAUUGUGUCGAGGUGGCAGCUGCAUCAACUGACCAAUAGCGACUCAGGAUAGCAGCAGUAAAUCAUCAGCUUUUGCGCAAUGAUAUGGAUGUAUUUAUGAUAUUAGCAUAGCUUUUGCCUGACUAUGCAUCAACAUGUGGGAGCUUAGCUCAUGUCGUAAUGAUGCUGAUAUGUUAAUUUUGGACCUAUCCCUUAUCGCAGUAAGCCUGGAACUUUGAUAUAUUCAGUCAGUGUAAUAUACGCUGUAGUACUGAAUACGACUGUAAGUUAACCGCCAAGUUGCAGUUUCAUUACUAGACUGUUUUUUAUGGAAUCAUCAAGGAAAUCUUGCAUUGACAUUUCGUCAA
This is a messenger RNA of Panicum virgatum (switchgrass), 2835 nucleotides long. Its product is annotated as protein HESO1-like. The transcript is spliced from 8 exons. NCBI's taxonomy places the organism in Eukaryota, Viridiplantae, Streptophyta, Magnoliopsida, Poales, Poaceae. The record is from RefSeq and is a predicted model, not a curated record. The coding region runs from base 985 to 2484 and encodes 499 amino acids. Gene Ontology annotation, molecular function: RNA uridylyltransferase activity.